Messenger RNA from Prunus armeniaca (apricot), 471 nucleotides. The record is from the annotation of a GenBank genome assembly. NCBI's taxonomy places the organism in Eukaryota, Viridiplantae, Streptophyta, Magnoliopsida, Rosales, Rosaceae.
AUGGCAGCGAAAAAUUUGGCUAAGGAAGUGGUAGCCGUUCGAGAUGAGGUCAAGCAGAAACUUGAGCAAACAAAUGCUAAGUACAAAGCUGCUGCGGAUAGGCAUCGACGUGUUAAAGUGUUUCAAGAAGGCGAUUCUGUGAUGAUAUUUCUGAGGAAGGAGAGGUUUCCAGUUGGCACUUACAGCAAGCUUAAACCGAAGAAAUAUGGUCCUUACAAAGUGCUCAAACGGAUCAAUGAUAAUGCCUAUGUUAUUGAGUUACCGGAUUCCAUGGGAAUUUCCAAUAUUUUUAAUGUUACAGAUUUAUAUGAGUUCCGUGAAGAUGAGGUUCUUUAUCCCGAACAUAACUCGGGGACGAGUUCUUCGGAGGUGGAGAGGACUGAUGUAGAACAGAUUGAAGAUUUUAUCGCGGUUGAGCAAGAAAAGGGACGUGGUGGGAAUUUGCAGAAUUGUCAUCCGAGCUCCGAUUAG